GCGACUCGCUUAUCAACACAUGCGGGAUGGGUUGUGUUGAUCGUCGCCAACGUGCUAGAUAGGAAAUAAGUGAUCGAAAUUAUUUAAACUGCCAUUUUUUAAAAAAAAUAUAUUUUGGCAGACUUUCUGAACAAGAUGGCAAACACCAAUCUGCAUUUCAAAACAAACUAUGAUGUUUCCAACAAGAUUGAGCCGUUUUAUAAAGGAGGCAAAGUGCAGAUCAGCAAAGAUGAGAAGCACAUCUUCUGUACAUGUGGAUCACGUGUGAAUGUUUUGGAAAUCAGCACAGGGAAGGUUGUCCACAGCAUCGAGCAGGAUGACCAGGAGGACAUCACUUCCUUUGCGCUCAGCUGUGAUGACGAGAUUCUGGUGACAGCCAGUCGGGCUCUGCUGCUGAAACAGUGGGACUGGAGGAAAGCCCAGUGCACUCGCUCAUGGAAGGCCAUUCACACUGUACCAGUAGCCAGUAUGACCUUCGACCCCACCUCCACACUUCUGGCCACAGGUGGCUGUGAUGGCACCAUUAAGCUUUGGGAUGUAGUGAAGCAGUACUGCACUCACAACCUGAAGGGGUCGUCUGGAGUUGUACACCUGGUCCAGUUCCACCCAGACAUCAGCCUGCUGCAGCUCUUCUCCUCCUCGCUGGACUGUGGCAUCCGGCUGUGGGACCUGCGCUCCAGCCAGUGUGUGUGUGUGCUUCAGAGCCACUACAGCGCCGUCACCUCCCUCGCCUUCAGCCCUGACGGCGGCACCAUGCUCAGCUCUGGCAGGGAUAAGAUCUGCACAGUGUGGAAUCUGAAGACCCGGACGGUCAAGAGAACCGUACCAGUCUAUGAGGCAGUGGAGGGAGUUGUGUUGCUCCCUGCGAAGGGGGACUUCUCUCAAAUUGGAGUAAAGACCAAGGACUUGCAUUUCAUCACAGCAGGCAGCAAAGGUGUGUUGAGAGUGUGGGAGGCCAGCACAGCGAGAUGCGUGUACACCCAGACCCUCCCCUCGGCUCCCGUCGCCGCCUCCGAGGAUGGCAAAGAGGAAGACGACAACCCCUCCAGCUUGACCUACCUCCUUCCCCUGCCCGCCUCCUCCAGACUGGCUGCCGUCACCGCAGAGCACAACAUACUGCUUUACCAGCUGCCCGGCCUCACCACGCAGCAGCAGUUUGUGGGUUACAGUGAUGAGGUGCUGGACGUGAAGUUCCUGGGCAAAGGGGACAGUCACAUCGUCGUGGCAACCAACAGCUGUCAGCUCAAGGUGUUUGAGUUGCUGACAAACAGCUGCCAGAUCCUCUACGGACACACAGAUACUGUCCUCUCGUUAGAUGUUUUCAAAAAGGGCGCUCUCUUCGCAAGCUGUGCCAAGGACAAGUCCAUACGUGUGUGGCAGAUGGACAGUGCCAGUGGUCAGGUGCGUUGUGUGGCCCAGGGCUUCAGCCAUGCCGAUGCUGUGGGGUCAAUCACCUGCUCCAGGUUGAAAGCAUCAUUCAUAGCGUCCGGCAGUCAGGACUGUACUGUCAAGGUGUGGGAACUGCCUGCGGACUUCUCUACAACAGGAGCGGACAUCCAUCAGCUGACUGCCCGUGCCACUGAGAAGGCACAUGACAAGGAUGUAAACAGUGUGGCGGUGUCGCCCAAUGACAAGCUGCUGGCAUCGGGCUCCCAGGAUCGCACAGCCAAGCUGUGGUCCUUGGCAGGUGACAGGGACCUGGGCUUGCUGGGGGUUUUCCGGGGCCACCGUCGCGGGGUUUGGGCUGUCUGCUUCUCUCCUGUCGACCAGGUGCUGGCCACCUCCUCUGCUGACGGCACCACCAAGCUCUGGAGCCUGCAAGACUUCAGCUGUCUCAAGACAUUCGAGGGUCAUGAUGCGUCAGUUUUGAAGGUCAUUUUUGUAAGCCGAGGGACUCAGCUGCUCACCAGUGGCUCAGAUGGUUUGGUCAAGCUAUGGACCAUAAAAACCAACGAGUGUGUCAAGACGCUGGACGCCCACCAGGACAAGGUGUGGGGGCUCCAUGCCAGUCGCAAGGAUGACAAGAUGGUGACCGGGUCGGCGGACUCCAACAUCACCAUCUGGCUGGACGUGACCGAGGUGGAGUUGGCAGAGGAGCAGGCCAAGCAGGAGGAUCAGAUACUCAAGCAACAGGAGUUGACCAACCUGCUCCAUGAGAAGAGGUAUCUAAAGGCCCUGGGCCUCGCCAUCUCCCUGGACCAGCCUCACACCGUGCUCACUGUCAUCAAAGCAAUACGGCAGAGUGAGGACAGCCAGCAGCUGUUGGAGAGGACAGUGCUGAAACUCCGACUGGACCAGAAAGAGUCGCUGCUGCGUUACUGUGUGGUGUGGAACACAAAUGCCAGAAGCUGCCUGGACGCCCAAACGGUCCUGCAGGUGCUGCUCACACAUCUGCCUCCCGAGGAAUUGUUACAGUACCAGGGGGCCCGAACCCACCUUGAGGGACUCAUACCAUACACAGAGAGACACAUGCAGAGAAUCGGUCGGUUGCUGCAGGCCUCCAUGUUCCUGGAUUACAUGUGGCAGAAGAUGAGAGUGACAGGUGCACCAGCCAGCAUGGACAAAGAUGAGGAAAUGGACACCACUCCUCUCAAAGAGACCCAGCAGUUUAUGAUCGACAAGGAGUCUGGCGGGAGUGGAAAAGGCAGAGGCGGGGAGAGACGGGAGGAGGAAGAUAAUGAUGAAGAUGAAAACAGUGACAGUGGACAUGACGAGGAUCCAAACUGCCCGGUGGAGGAAGAGGAUGGUGAAGUAAGUGCCGCCAAGAAAGCAUCUCUUGUCACUUGUGGGCACGCUGAAAAUGGCAAGACAAAUGGCAACCACCACUCUGGAAGUGAGGAGAGCUCGGAGGAGGAGGAGGAGGAGGAUAUGGAAGAAGAUGAGAGAGAUCAGAUGACAGCCAGAACGGUGAAAUGUCUCCCAGGCUCUUCCGCUUCACACCUCCAGAGUCUUGCCAGCUGACUGGGAUCACCAAGCUGAACGCUGAUGACUCGCUGCAGGUGUGAAGAGCCCUAGGAGCCCGUUAUCUCAGCCCAUUAGCUGGAGUGACACGUUUAAUUUGUGGUCCUUGCAGCACAGGCAGGGAUAGACACACCGACAGCUACAGAACGGCCUUGCAGUGAAACAAUGUUAAGGUUAACAGGCCUGCCUGUGGGUUCCCCUUGUCAGCAGCCAAAUCCUCAAGACUCUUAAUCUGUUUUGAUACUUAAGUUCUGUGUCCUUUCUUCCCGCCUGUCAACAGGAUCUGAUUGGUGUAAGAAAGCAAUCACAUUAUGUAAAUACCCUGUUGUAAGUGAGGGAGGGAGAAAACAAAGCAGGAAGGAAGUAUAGCUUUUUUAAUAUUUCACUAUUCAACUAGGACCAACAUCCUUCAUAGCACAUAAGAACACCUUUUAUUUCAAAAAAUGCUGUGUAGUCCAGGUCUACCACCUCUCCUGCAAACAAAAGAAGACAUUUAUCAAAUAACUGUAUUUUGUAUGUUGAAUUUUGAAUAAAAUGUGUGCCUUGUGAUAAUGAAA
Messenger RNA from Myripristis murdjan (pinecone soldierfish), 3518 nucleotides. It is a transcript of the gene tbl3, whose product is annotated as transducin beta like 3. The record is from RefSeq and is a predicted model, not a curated record. Lineage: Eukaryota; Metazoa; Chordata; Actinopteri; Holocentriformes; Holocentridae. The coding region runs from base 136 to 2961 and encodes 941 amino acids. Gene Ontology annotation, biological process: endonucleolytic cleavage in 5'-ETS of tricistronic rRNA transcript (SSU-rRNA, 5.8S rRNA, LSU-rRNA); endonucleolytic cleavage to generate mature 5'-end of SSU-rRNA from (SSU-rRNA, 5.8S rRNA, LSU-rRNA). Gene Ontology annotation, cellular component: 90S preribosome; small-subunit processome; nucleolus. Gene Ontology annotation, molecular function: protein binding; U3 snoRNA binding. The transcript has 23 exons.